CUGGUUAGUCUCGCUUUAUGCAACGGGCCUACAGGACAGCCACUGUUAUCAAACUGCAUGGGUCCUGCGGAUCACGUGUGAACCGAUGAGGGGAAGCUGCUGACAGCAUCACUUUUCAAUGGGAGCACACUGAAAGGCCUCCUGUGUGGUAUCUCAGACAUUCCCCAUCAUGCAGUUGGAGGCUAAGCUGCGUCUAUGCCAGAGUUGUCUUUGGUACUACAAGAGCGGACUGCGUCUGCUCUCCCAGAGCUAUGCACACAGAAAAGCUGUGAACUACUACGAUAUCCUCGAAGUGAAAUCAGAUGCCUCCUUGGAGGAAAUAAAAAAUGCAUUUUUCGACAAAUCUAAAAAGCUGCACCCAGACAGCGACCCCUCCAACCCGAUGCUGCACGGCCAGUUUGUGGAGCUGAACGAAGCCUACCGAGUGCUGAGCAAAGGGCCGAGCAGGAAGGAUUACGAUUUAAAAAUCAGACAACCGUACAGUGGGGGACAUGCAUUCAGAUCCAGCGCCAGUUACACCAGCUACAAAGCCAGUGCGGAUUACCAGGAUAACUCUCGUUACUGGGAGCAGUUUCGUAAGGCUAAUGCACAGGAGAUGACGGAAGAGGAAUGGCAGGAGAAGAAGAGGAGCAGGAACUUCCGCCUGGUGGGAUACUGCAUCCUCACUAUAAUGUUCGGCAUCGGAUCCCACGUGAUCUUCUUCAGGAAACUGGAAGAAGUUCACAAUACUUUCAUGGACGAGAAAGAUCGAGUCAUCACCGACAUUUACAAUGUAUCCAAAGAGAAGGCCAGGGUCAACGGUUUUAAGAAACAGUCUGAAAUCCUGCGACAGAAACAUGCUGAGUUUCUGGAGAAAUACAAAAUCAGUAAAGAUGGAGAGGACAAGUAAGACAGUCUCCAGUUGUGUUGGGUUGAUCAUGAUGGGGCACAAACUGCCAGCAGGUGGGAGACAGCGGCAGACUGGAUGUGGUACUUCUUUUAGGAUGUUUAAAAAUAGUUUUCUCUUUAUUUGUCCUCAGUUGUAAUGCUGAGGGCUUGAAGAGACAAAGAUCAUGGGGUGUGAUGUGAGAGAGUUUAAUCUGGUCAUUCAGGUGUUUUUUUUAAUGCCAAGGCUGAGCUGCACAUCAGACUGGACCGGCCUUUUGAACAUCUUGUACCUCGGUCGGUGAACAGGAGUCAGUCUGUACACAAACCUCUCUCAUGUUUGUCCAAAGGAACCCUAAUGUACACUGAAUGAACUCACAGGAACAUGGUAUUUAUUAUCCUUCCCAGGCUUUUUGGUGUGUAAGUGGGGCUCACAGAUAACAGUGAAUUAUAUCACAUAAGAGCGGUUGUGUUUAUGAAGUGAAGAUUUAACAGACCAUAACCAAGUCUUUACUGGAAAUGCAACUAGCCUAUUUGCUGAAAGAGUGUCACAUGGAUUGAAAUCGAUUGAUGGGACAGUUCAGGAGAAUGAAGAAUGAUGCGUUCAAAGUCAAACAAUUAUGGUUUGUCAAGGAACGUGGUCUAAAUAUGCCAAAUGCCAAAGGAGUCAAACUCCUUAUUUUUCUCUUGCCCGACCCUGUAUGUUACUGCAGAAAUGCAACACCGUGCAUUAUAAAUGGAUCCUCCAUUUGUUAGACAAAAUGGAUCGAUAUUAUGACUUGAAAACAGUGAGAACAAGUCUUUUAAAUUAGUUCUAACUAUUGUAAUAAUGAGAAAUGUCCUCUUUUAAAGGGAAAGCAAUUCACAGGAUAUUUUGACUUUUGACACUUUUCCUUUCAGUUUUAAAUAUUAGAGAUUGUUGUUCUGUUUUUGUCUGCCUUGUAUAUUCCUGAAGGGAUGUCCGAGGGAAAUUAUUAAAAGAUUGACUUUUUCUCAUCAA
This is a messenger RNA of Eleginops maclovinus (Patagonian blennie), 1864 nucleotides long. It is a transcript of the gene dnajc4, whose product is annotated as DnaJ (Hsp40) homolog, subfamily C, member 4. The record is from RefSeq and is a predicted model, not a curated record. The transcript has 8 exons. Bases 170 to 889 code for a protein of 239 amino acids. NCBI's taxonomy places the organism in Eukaryota, Metazoa, Chordata, Actinopteri, Perciformes, Eleginopidae.